CACAAGAACAAAAUGUCCACUAACGUUGCUCCAGAAAUUGAUGCUGCUUGGGAAUCCUUGAAGACUGAAUCCAUUAAAUGGUUCACUUUCGUCCCAGAAAAGACGGGUUUGAUCAUGGAUGCCACUGGUACUGGUGAUUGGGAUGAAUUCUUGGGUUCAUUCGGUCCAUCUGAUGUCAAGUUUGGUAUUUAUCGUGCUGUUGCUGUUGAUGAUGAUUCUAGAAGAACUAAAUUCGUUUUAGUUGCUUGGACUGGUAGUCAAUGUAAUGCCAUGAAGAGAUCAAAGGUUGCUGCUAAUAAGACCAUCGUUACUCAAAAGUACUCUGUUCACAUUGAUAUUCAAGCUUCUGAACAUGCUCAACUUUCUCAAGAAGAAGUUAUUGCUAAAUUGAACAGCUCCACUGGUGCUCACAAGCCAAAAUCAUACGAAUUUUAAUUCACAAUAUUGUGCAGUUAAUGCUGUUGAUCCAAUAUUAACAAUAUAAAAAAACAUUUUUGUAAA
Naegleria gruberi is the source of this 501-nucleotide messenger RNA. RefSeq lists its product as uncharacterized. The coding region runs from base 13 to 435 and encodes 140 amino acids. The transcript has a single exon. NCBI's taxonomy places the organism in Eukaryota, Heterolobosea, Eutetramitea, Acrasida, Naegleriidae. The record is from RefSeq and is a predicted model, not a curated record. Gene Ontology annotation, molecular function: actin binding.